UUUUUUUUUACGUCGUCUGCUAACUGAGAUCCCAUUGCCAGUUUUUCACUGCAUCUGCAUUCGUGUUUAAUUGUUAAUGCCCAAGUUUCCAAGUUCCAACUAGGUCAUGUUUAUCUGUAGUCACGUAGAUCUGAAAAACCAACGUACCUUUUAAGUUGUCGAGUAUGGGUUCUCGAAUAGAAAAUGUGAUACGUACAGCAGUACAAACAUUCGCAACUAAACCAAACGGUUCCUUCGUCAACGCAAAUGUUAGUCACAACAUGAACAUUCUACGACAGCUGCUAAGUGAAAUUUGCCCAGCUGACGACCUUGGAUUAACUCGCUAUUCUGGCCAGCCUCGCUUUCCCUUAAAUUUGUUUUCAUCAAAAGCUGCACCAGUCUCUUACAUGGAAAUUUUUGAAAACCAGACUGUUAGCAUCGGUAUAUUUGUCCUCAAGGAUGGAGCUUCUAUUCCCCUGCAUGAUCAUGUUGGUAUGUACGGAAUCUUGAAAGUGUUGUAUGGGAGCCUAAAUGUACAAAGCUACUCUUCAAUUGAUCUCCCUGGACAAACCAACAGCUCUAUAGUGCACCAACCUCAGUACCUAAAGGCGAGGAGAUUUCCCAUCUCAUGUAUUAAUGAAAAGGAUAGCCCUGCUGUGCUUUCACCUUCUGAACACAACCUGCAUACUAUUUGGACUGUUGGAGGUCCUGCAUCUUUUCUGGAUAUUUUGGCACCUCCAUAUGAUCCAAGUGGCACUCUGAAUGGUGGGGAGGUUAGAGAUUGCUACUACUACUCAGAUGUUGCAGGAGAAGAUGGAAUGCCAUCUAAUUCUGAAAUCAGAUUGCUGAAAAAGACUUCUUGUCCACCUUCUUUCUGGUGUGACUCUUUGACCUACUGUGGACCUGACAUCAAACACCUUCAGCAUGAAUUAAACUAAUUAAGGUACAGCAACACAGGUUAAAGUUCCAACAAGUUUUAUUUGCAGCAGCAUCUCAACAGAAACAGUUUCAGUACUGUAACUAAUGUAAAAAAAAAAAUGUAUCAUUGUGUUCAAAUACACAAACUGAUCUUAACCCACCCAAA
This is a messenger RNA of Daphnia pulicaria, 1063 nucleotides long. RefSeq names its product 2-aminoethanethiol dioxygenase-like. Gene Ontology annotation, molecular function: oxidoreductase activity, acting on single donors with incorporation of molecular oxygen, incorporation of two atoms of oxygen. The transcript is spliced from 2 exons. The record is from RefSeq and is a predicted model, not a curated record. Gene Ontology annotation, cellular component: mitochondrion. The coding region runs from base 165 to 917 and encodes 250 amino acids. Lineage: Eukaryota; Metazoa; Arthropoda; Branchiopoda; Diplostraca; Daphniidae.